Messenger RNA from Coregonus sp. 'balchen', 13057 nucleotides. The record is from the annotation of a GenBank genome assembly. Lineage: Eukaryota; Metazoa; Chordata; Actinopteri; Salmoniformes; Salmonidae.
AUGCACCAACAGGAGGUUCAGUGCCUGGUAAACCACACCACUCUGAGCCAGCAGAGGGUCAUUCCCUAUGAGCUAGAUGUACACUGUGAGUAUUCUCAAUGACAACAGCCACAGUGCUUUUACUCAAUAUUAGACACAACAGUAACAGCACAUAAAUAUUGUGGUACAACUUUUUGCCAAUUCUACAGAUCCUCCAAAUUCGGUCAAAUUCAUCCUUCAUGAGAGAGCACCCCAGGUACUGGCGUUUCAGUGUGUAGUAGAUGCCAACCCCACUCCAACAGAGUUCACAUGGAAGAGGUCAGUUGUUCACAUUCUUGUUAAUGAUGAGUAUUUAAUUUCCCCCAACCCAUUUUCUAAGAAUCAUUGUCUACGUCUAUGUUUUGCUAUGUGUCUACAUUUGUCUUAUAGACUGAAUAGAUCAAAUCUCAGCGAGACUGGGGGCUUGUUGGAGUUAGAGAAGGUGGGCUCUGACUUCAGUGGUCUGUACAGCUGUGAGGUGUCCAACCCAUACGGAGCAGCAUCUGGUUUCCUGUAUGUGCAUAAAGGUAAUGAUGUAGGUAGCCAUCUUGACAUUGAAUUAAUUAAUUUGAGUCGUACAUUCUACAGAACUUGAACAUACACUGACUGUACAAAACAUUAGGAACACCUCCUUAAUAUUGAGUUGCACCCCAUUUUGCACCCCAUUUUGCCCUCAAUUUGUCAGGGCAUGGACUCUACAAGGUGUCGAAAGCAUUCCACAGGGAUGCUGGCUCAUGUUGACUCCAAUGCUUCCCACAGUUGUGUCAAGUUGGCUGGAUGUCCUUUGGGUGGUGGACCAUUCUUGGUGCACAUGGGAAACUGUUGAGCGUGAAAAACCCAGCAGCAUUGCAGUUCUUGACACACUCAAACCGGUGCGCCUGGCAGCUACUACCAUAUCCCGUUUUAAAGUUACUUAAAUAUUUUGUCUUGCCCAUUCACCCUCUGAAUGGCACACAUACACAAUCCAUGUCCCAAUUGUCUCAAGGCUUAGAAAUUCCUUCUUUAACCUGUCUCCUCCCCUUCAUCUACACUGAUUUAAGUGGAUUUAACAAGUGACAUCAAUAAGGGAUCAUAGCUUUCACCUGGUUAGUCUAUGUAAUGGAAAGAGCAGGUGUUCCUAAUGUUUUGUACACUCAGUGUAUAUCCCCAGCUCUGUUUUCAACACAAAGGUAUGUUCCAUUAUUGUUACUUAUAAUAUUUAAGAAAGGGUAGAUUGUUGGAAAGUAAAGGUUCAGUUUUUCCUAUUUGCAGUUGAUCAGCGCUCCAUUGCACCAGUAGCCUUGUGGGUUUUCCUCCCCAUCCUCCUCCUCCUCCUCCUCUGCGUUGUAGCUGUAUCUCUCUGGCUAUUAUUUUCCAGAGGACCCCUGAGAGAGAGGUAACAUUGUACAACUUCAGGACAAACAGUGUACACACACCUUUAUUGACAAGUAUCAUUAUGUGCUGCUGCUGUGUCUAAAAUUAUAUUUACAGUGCCUUCAGAAAGUAUUCAAAAAAGCAGACAUUGAAUAUCCCUUUGAGCAUGGUGGUUAUUAAUUACACUGUAUGAAUACACCCAGUCACUACAAAGGUGUGGGUGUCCUUCCUAACUCAGUUGCCAGAGAGGAAGGACUCUGCUCAGGGAUUUCACCAUGCCAAUCGUGACUUUAAAACAGUUACAGUUUAAUUGCUGUGAUGGGAGAAAAUGAGGAUGGAUGAACAACAUUGUAGUUACUCCACAAUACUAAUCUAAUUGACAGAGUGAAAAUAAGAAAGCCUGCAUAGAAUAAAUGCAUCCUGUUUGCAACAAGGCACUAAAGUAAUACUACAAAAAUACAAAGUGUUAUGUUUGGGUCAAAUCCAAUACAACACAUUACUGAGUAUCACUCUCCAUAUUUUCAAGCAUAGUAGUGGCUGCAUCAUGUUAUGGGUAUGUUUGUAAUCGUUAAGGACUGGGGAGUUUUUCAACAAAACAAAAAAACGGAAUGGAGCUAAUCACAGGCACAAUCCUAAAGGAAAACCUGGUUCAGUCUACUUUUCACCAAACACUGGGAGAUGAGUUCACCUUUCAGCAGGACAGUAACCUAAAACCCAAGGCCAAAUCUACACUGGAGUUGAUUACCAAGAAGACAGUGAAUGUGGCCGGGUUACAGUUUUGACUAGCAAUGAUCAACAGCCAAUUUGACAGAGCUUGAAGAAUUUUGAAAAAAAUGAUGGACAAAUGAACCCAUUUUUUUUAUUUUAUUUUUAUUUCACCUUUAUUUAACCAGGUAAGCCAGUUGAGAAUAAGUUCUCAUUUACAACUGCGACCUGGCCAAGAUAAAGCAAAGCAGUGCGAUUAAAAACAACAACAACACAGUUACAUAUGGAAUAAACAAAAACGUACAGUCAAUAACACAAUAGAAAAUCUAUAUACAGUGUGUGCAAAUGUAGUAAGUUAUGGAGGUAAGGCAAUAAAUAGGCCAUAGUGCAAAAUAAUUACAAUUUAGUGUUAACACUGGAGUGAUAGAUCUGCAGAAGAUGAUGUGCAAAUAGAGAUACUGGGGUGCAAAUGAGCAAAAUAAAUAACAAUGUAAAUAACAAUAUGGGGAUGAGGUAGUUGGGUGGGCUAAUUACAGAUGGGCUGUGUACAGGUGCAGUGAUCGCUAAGCUGCUCUGACAACUGAUGCUUAAAGUUAGUGAGGGAGAUAAGAGUCUCCAGCUUCAGAGAUUUUUGCAGUUCGUUCCAGUCAUUUGCAGCAGAGAACUGGAAGGAAUGGCGGCCAAAGGAGGUGUUGGCUUUGGGGAUGACCAGUGAGAUAUACCUGAUGGAACGCAUACCACGGGUGGGUGUUGCUAUGGUGACCAAUGAGCUAAGAUAAGGCGGGGAUUUGCCUAGAAGUGAUUUAUAGAUGACCUGGAGCCAGUGGGUUUGGCGACUAAUAUGUAGUGAGGGCCAGCCAACGAGAGCGUACAGGUCACAAUGGUGGGUAGUAUAUGGGGCUUUGGUGACAUAACGGAUGGCACUGUGAUAGACUACAUCCAAUUUGCUGAGUAGAGUGUUGUAAUGUAUUUUGUAAAUGACAUCGCCGAAGUCAAGGGUCGGUAGGAUAGUCAGUUUUACGAGGGCAUGUUUAGCAGCAUGAGUGAAGGAGGCUUUGUUGCGAAAUAGGAAGUCGAUUCUAGAUUUAACUUUGGAUUGGAGAUGCUUAAUGUGAGUCUGGAAAGAGAGUUUACGGUCUAACCAGACACCUAGGUAUUUGUAGUUGUCCACAUAUUCUAAGUCAGACCCGCCGAGAGUAGUGAUUCUAGUCGGGCGGGCGGGUGCAAGCAGCGUUCGAUUGAAGAGCAUGCAUUUAGUUUUACUAGCGUUUAAGAGCAGUUGGAGGCUACGGAAGGAGUGUUGUAUGGCAUUGAAGCUUGUUUGGAGGUUUGUUAACACAGUGUCUAAUGAAGGGCCAGAUGUAUACAAAAUGGUGUCGUCUGCGUAGAGGUGGAUCUGAGAGUCACCAGCAGCAAGAGCGACAUCAUUGAUAUACACAGAGAAUAGAGUCGGCCCGAGAAUUGAACCCUGUGGCACUCCCAUAGAGACUGCCAGAGGUCCAGACAACAGGCCCUCCGAUUUGACACAUUGGCAAGUUGCAGUGGAGAGUGCAGUGGCAAGUUGCUUUGGAGAGUGCAGAGCUGGUGGCCGGGGUAGGGGUAGCCAGGUGGAAAGCAUGGCCAGCCGUAGCAAAAUGCUUAUUGAAAUUCUCGAUUAUCGUAGAUUUAUCGGUGGUUACAGUGUUUCCUAGCCUCAGUGCAGUGGGCAGCUGGGAGGAGGUGCUCUUAUUCUCCAUGGACUUUACAGUGUCCCAAAACCUUUUGGAGUUAGUGCUACAGAAUGCACAUUUCUGUUUGAAAAAGAUAGCCUUUGUUUUCCUAACUGAUUGUGUAUAUUGGUUCCUGACUUCCCUGAAAAGUUGCAUAUCGCGGGGGCUGUUUGAUGCUAAUGCAGUACGCCACAGGAUGUUUUUGUGCUGGUCAAGGGCAGUCAAGUCUGGGGUGAACCAGGGGCUAUAUCUGUUCUUAGUUCUGACUUUUUUGAAUGGGGCAUGCUUAUUUAAGAUGGAGAGGAAAGCACUUUUAAAGAACAUCCAGGCAUCCUCUACUGACGGAAUGAGGUCAAUAUCCAUCCAGGAUACCUGGGCCAGGUCAAUUACAAAGGCCUGCUCGCUGAAGUGUUUUAGGGAGCGUUUGACAGUGAUGAGGGGUGGUCGUUUGACCGCGGACCCAUUACGGACACAGGCAAUGAGGCAAUGAUCGUUGAGAUCCUGGUUGAAGACAGCGGAGGUGUAUUUAGAGGGUAAAUUAGUCAGGAUGAUAUCUAUGAGGGUGCCCAUUUUACGGAUUUAGGGUUGUACCUGGUAGGUUCCUUGAUAAUUUGUGUGAGAUUGCGGGCAUCUAGUUUAAAUUGUAGGACGGCUGGGGUGUUUAGCAUAUCCCAGUUUAGGUCACCAAGCAGUACGAACUCUGAGGAUAGAUGGGGGGCAAGCAAUUCACAUAUGGUGUCCAGGGCACAGCUCGGGGCUGAGGGGGGUCUGUAGCAAGCGGCAACAGUGAGAGACUUAUUUCUGGAAAGGUGGAUUUUUAGAAGUAGAAGCUCUGUUUGGGCACAGACCUGGAUAGUAUGAUAGAGCUCUGCAGGCUAUCUCUACAGUAGAUUGCAACUCCGCCCCCUUUGGCAGUUCUAUCUAGAUGAAAAAUGUUGUAGUCCGGGAUGGAAAUGUCUGAAUUAUUGGUGGCCUUCCUAAGCCAGGAUUCAGACACUGCCAGAACAUCAGGAGUGUGCUAACGCAGUGUGCUAACGCAGUGAAUAACUCAAACUUAGGGAGGAGGCUUCUGAUGUUAACUUGCAAGAAACCAAAGCUUUUACGGUUACAGAAGUCAACAAAUGAUAGUGCCUGGGGAUUAGGAGUGAUACUGGGGGCUACAGGGCCUGGGUUAACCUCUACAUCACCAGAGGAACAGAGGAGGAAUAGAAUAAGGAUACGGCUAAAGGCUUUAAGAACUGGUCUUCUAGUGCGUUGGGUACAGAGAAGAAAAGGGGCAGAUUUCCGGGAGUUGUAGAAUAGAUUCAGGGCAUUAUGUACAGACAAGGAUAUGGAAGGAUAUGAGUACAGUGGAGGUACACCUAAGCAUUUGGUAACGAUGAAAGAGAGCAUCACUGGAGGCACCGAUUGAGCCGGUCUCCGCGUGUGUGGGGUGUGGGACAAAGGAGCUGUCUGAGGCAGGUUGAGCGGGACUGGGAGUUCUACAUUGAAAUUGUACAAUAAGAACUAACCCAAACAGCAAUAGGCAAGGCAGAUUGGCGACGAAAGUUUGGGCUGAGGCUAAACAGAUAAACAGGAUGGGCUAUCUUGUAAAGGAACUGUCCAGCAGGCAUCAGCUGUGUAGCUGAGUUAUCAUAAAGGUCCAGUGAACAGCAAUAGGUGAGUCCGGGAGCAGUUUGUAGGCUGCUACAGCACAGGCGAGCAGGAGGCACGGCUGUUGAUUGCGUGUGCUAGCGGGCCGGGGCUAGCAGAUGGAUCUUCGUGGUCGUCGCAACGGGAAGCCUGAUGAAACCACAUCAGACGAUUACGUCGGCAGACCAGUCGUGAUGGAUCGGCGGGGCUUUGUGUCGACACUAGGAGGUCCCGUCCGGUUGACAGAGAGGUAGAUAGCUGGGAGAUGGGCCUGGCUCGAGGCUAGCUCAAGGCUAACUGGUGUGUCGGGACAGUGGUGAUUAGCCAACAACAGCCAUUCGGUUGCAGCUAGCUAGUUGCGAUGAUCCGGUUUUAAGGACCAGUGAUUCCGGCAGAAAAUCUCAUAUGCUCUGGGUCGAUAGCAUGCUGUGCAGACCAUAAAGACUCACGGCUGUAAUCGCUGCCAAAGGUGCUUCUACAAAGUAUUGAUUCAGGGGUGUGAAUACUUAUUUAAAUGAGAGAUUUCUGUAUUUCAUUUUCAAUAGAUUUGCAAAAAUUUCUACUAAUAUGUUUUCAAUUUGUCAUAAUGGGGUAUUGUGUAUAGAUGGGUGAUACAAAAAUCUAUUGAAUCCAUUUUGAAUUCAGGCUGUAACAAAACAAAAUGUGGAAUAAGUCAAGGGGUAUGAAUACUUUCUGAAGGCACUAUGUAUUUUUCUGCAGAGCCAUGGCACUGUUUUUUUGUAGAGGAGAGACCAGCCAAAACCAAGGAAAGGUAAGCCGUAAAGAACUCCAGGAUUCUCCAGCUUCUGAGUCCGUUGAGGUUGAGAAACAGAAAGGUGCAGUUUGAUAAGGUUUAUGUUGACUGGAUAACAUGAGGGGUUUCUCGAUGUUAAAAACAGGGCCAUGUAUUUUCUGUGCUCUUGCAAUUUCUAUGUUUACAUGUUCUAACUAGCAUCUAAACUGUUUAGAAUUCCACAGCACACUACAGUACACAAGUGUGAAGGUGAUUUCUAUGGGGCGUUAUAUGUUUUUCUAUGGGGCGUUAUAUGUUUUUCUAUGGUCUUGACUGUUUAUGUUAACAUUUUCAGACAGUUUUGUUAAAGACUUGUUUGUAAUGGUAAAACUGUACCUCGACAUCUGAGUUUGUAUUAGGCAUAAGAGGAUACAGCAUUAAUCAUUUGAAUGAUAAAAAUUCCUCAAGCAAGUUUAAGUAUCACUGUAUUUGUGUAGGAUUAUUAUGUCAUACAAUAUUAUGUUGGAAUGUAGCAAUUCCUUUUGUAUUAAAUAGCUACAUGGUUUGACCAUUUGAGGGCACCAUUUCCUUCAUUUCUAGUGCAAAGGAUUUUUUGCAUUGACCCGUUGGAACUGUAGUAUAUAGUAUACCGUAUGUGCUUGUGGCAAUAUUACUGGCUUAAGUCUGACAGAUCUAUGCAACAAUCUUAAAUGGGAACUAUUUAAAACACGAGCUCAAAAAAACAUUUUCUUCCCAUCUCCAAAUAUAAUUUCAUUAGAGGCUGGCAAAGAACUACUCUGGAGUGCCUUACAAAAUAGAUAAUAAUAAUCUGUUUUAAGCUCCUAAUUUGAAUAGCAACAAUACUGUAACACAUAACUAACAAUACUGUCAAUUAAAAGACACAUUUCACUAGUCUUAAUACUAAAGAGUGGGGAGGCAGUAGUGUGGCUAUUUAUAGCCUAGUCCUGGUCAAUUGUGCCUCUCCUUGCUCCUAUUGAUAGAGACAGUUGUCCCUUGCCAUCAGUGACCAAAAGGCUUGAUUUUUAAACCAGACCACCACCUGCUACUCACAAUUGACCAAUCAGCAGGGUUGAAGUUUGGUAAAUUUUUUCUUUGGGAUGGAGGGUUCCUCUUUUAUUCACUGAAAUGUGUCAAUUGGAAAAUAGUUAGGUAUGGAGGACUGAAGGGCUUUAGUCCACAAACGGUUGAAAUGUUCUCUCAACCCAUUUAAACUGAAAUCUGUGUUGCACAGGAUGCUUGUUCUGAUGCUAUUGCUAUUUUAAUAUGAGGCUCCGUACUGGCCUUAAUAAUUCUGUGACUCUUAGUUGUAGGUACUGGCUGGCAAUCUUCAGGGGUGAGUCUUAGGCUGUGGAGUGCAGGGACACUUUCGAAAUCCUUCCAUUCUCUGUCGCCAAGUCCAAGGCCUGUACUCUGACAUUUUGCUGUCCCCUUUUGAGGAAAAGGCUACAUAUUCACUAAGGAGCAAUCUCCCACGGCACAAUGGUUUAUUGGAAUUCUCAGUGUUCAUGGGGGACACCCGUGGACAACGCACAGCACCUGUCUGUCCCUGUCAAUUAUCCCAUACCACAUUUGUCCUUUUGCACUCCUAACUCAAGGGCUGGAUAUUUAAGUGCUGAACACUAUAUAUUCUAUUGUUGCCAUCAGUGCCCGAGAAGUAAACAUUGAGAAAGCAAUUCCUUUGUAAUCCAUUCAACGCUGAAAGCUGGCGUCUUCCAUUGCAAGAAUGUUUUAAUUACAUUCUGAAGUGGAGACGAGGCAGUGUUUAGGAAUUGUUGUUGUUGGAAGUUGUAUUUUUAGGGCCCCUCUUUCCUUGACAGGUGUUUUUGACAGCACUCAAGGAUGAUCAGUUGAAAGCUUGCGCUCAACUAGUAUUUACUAUGGGAGGGUAGUCUUUGGCUGGCAAACUGGAAGAUGUUUAUUUAAAAAAAUUCAGAGUGCAUUUCAUUGACAGUGGUCAAGCAUUUCUUUAUAGUUUUUGUUAUUUAUUUAAAUGUAUUUUAAGGGCAAAUUGAUACAAUAUAUGAGGAUUAGCAGUGUGUCGAUGUACAAAGACAGAGAUACUAAUUUGAAGUGUCAAUUAGCAAAGUCAACAUAUUUCAAAUAGUUGUAGGAAGGACUUAAAUCUUCAGGAAAUAUGAAAAGAUUAUACACAGCUUUGGUGUUCUUCCAAAGGAUAUUUUAUAUAUUGUAAUGAUGUGCUUUGCUCUUGGAUGUGCUCAUCUGUAAGCUCUGUAAGUCAUAGUGGAAAAAUUAGUUUUCUAGAUUAAUGUACUUCAGUCAAGAUGAGGUGGUUAUGACGUAAUGUCAUAAGUGAGGUGCCCCAAUUACGUUGUCUGGUGUUCGGAUUCUAACAAUGAAGUGCUACUUUAACUGGCAACAAGCAUUUCAAUGGUCUACAAUGAAGGAAAAAAGUAUUUGAUCCCCUGCUGAUUUUGUAUGUUUGCCCACUGACAAAGAAAUGAUCAGUCUAUCAUUUUAAUGGUAGGUUUAUUUGAACAGUGAGAGACAGAAUAACAACAACAAAAUCCAGAAAAACGCAUGUCAAAAGUGUUAUAAAUUGAUUUGCAUUUUAAUGAGGGAAAUAAGUAUUUGACCCCCUCUCAAUCAGAAAAAUUUCUGGCUCCCAGGUGUCUUUUAUACAGGUAACGAGCUGAGAUUAGGAGCACACUCUUAAAGGGAGUGCUCCUAAUCUCAGUUCGUUACCUGUAUAAAAGACACCUGUCCACAGAAGCAAUCAAUCAAUCAGAUUCCAAACUCUCUACCAUGGCCAAGAGCUCUCCAAGUAUGCCAUCGCCAAGCAGCUUGGUGAGAAGGUGACAACAGUUGGUGCGAUUAUUUGCAAAUGGAAGAAACACAAAAGAACGGUCAAUCUCCCUGGGCCUGGGGCUCCAUGCAAGAUCUCACCUCGUGGAGUUGCAAUGAUCAUGAGAGCGGUGAGGAAUCAGCCCAGAACUACACGGGAGGAUCUUGUCAAUGAUCUCAAGGCAGCUGGGACCAUAGUCACCAAGAAAACAAUUGGUAACACACUACGCCGUGAAGGACUGAAAUCCUGCAGCGCCCGCAAGGUCCCCCUGCUCAAGAAAGCACAUAUACAGGGCCGUCUGAAGUUUGCCAAUGAACAUCUGAACGAUUCAGAGGAGAACUGGGUGAAAGCGUUGUGGUCAGAUGAGACCAAAAUGGAGCUCUUUGGCAUCAACUCAACUCGCCGUGUUUGGAGGAGGAGGAAUGCUGCCUAUGACCCAAGAACACCAUCCCCACCGUCAAACAUGGAGGUGGAAACAUUAUGCUUUGGGGGUGUUUUUCUGCUAAGGAGACAGGACAACUUCACCGCAUCAAAGGGACGAUGGACGGGGCCAUGUACCGUCAAAUCUUGGGUGAGAACCUCCUUCCCUCAGCCAGGGCAUUGAAAAUGGGUCGUGGAUGGGUAUUUCAGCAUGACAAUGACCCAAAACAAAUUGCCAAGGCAACAAAGGUGUGGCUCAAGAAGAGGCACAUUAAGGUCCUGGAGUGGCCUAGCCAGUCUCCAGACCUUAAUCCCAUAGAAAAUCUGUGGAGGGAGCUGAAGGUUCGAGUUGCCAAACAUCAGGCUCGAAACCUUAAUGACUUGGAGAAGAUCUGCAAAAAGGAGUGGGACAAAAUCCCUCCUGAGAUGUGUGCAAACCUGGUGGCCAACUACAAGAAACGUCUGACCUCUGUGAUUGCCAACAAGGGUUUUGCCACCAAGUACUAAGUCAUGUUGUGCAGAGGGGUCAAAUACUUAUUUCCCUCAUUAAAAUGCAAAUCAAUUUAUAACAUUUUUGACAUGCGUUUUUCUGGAUUUGUUUGUUGUUAUUCUGUCUCCCACUGUUCAAAUAAACCUACCAUUAAAAUGAUAGACUGAUCAUGUCUUUGUCAGUGGGCAAACGUACAAAAUCAGCAGGGGAUCAAAUACUUUUUUCCCUCACUGUAUCUUUGGUGGAUGACCCAAAUAUGUGCUUGAUGACAGCUUUGCACACUCUUGGCAUUCUCUCAACCAGCUUCAUGAGGUAGUCACCUGGAAUGCAUUUCAAUUAACAGGUGUGCCUUGUUAAAAGUUCUUUUGUGGAAUUUCUUUCCUUCUUAAUGCGUUUGAGCCAAUCAGUUGUGUUGUGACAAGGUAGGGGUGGUAUACAGAAGAUAGCCCUAUUUGGUAAAAGACGAAGUCCAUAUUAUGGCAAGAACAGCUCAAAUAAGCAAAGAGAAAUGACAGUACAUCAUUAUUUAAAUCUGGAAUAUUUCAAUAACUUUUAAAGUUUCUUCAAGUGCAGUCGCAAAAAAACAUCAAGCGCUAUGAUGAAACGCCACAGGAAAGGAAGACCCAGAGUUACCUCUGCUGCAGAGGAUAAGUUCAUUAGAGUUACCGGCCUCAGAAAUUGCAGCCCAAAUAAAUGCUUCACAGAAUUCAAGUAACAGACACAUCCCAACAUCAACUGUUCAGAGGAGACUGCGUGAAUCAGGCCUUCAUGGUCGAAUUGCUGAAAAGAAACCACUACUAUAGGACAGUAAUAAGAAGAAGAGGCUUGCUUGGGCCAAGAAACACAAGCAAUACCAUUAGACCGGUGGAAAUCUGUCCUUUCGUCUGAUGAGUCCAAAUUUGAGAUUUUUGGUUCCAACCGACGUGACUUUGUGAGACGCAGAGUAGGUGAACGGAUGAUCUACGCAUGUGUGGUUCCCACCGUGAAGCAUGGAGGUGUGAUGGUGUGGGGGUGCUUUGCUGGUGACACUGUCUGUGAUUUAUUUAGAAUUCAAGGCACACUUAACCAGCAUGGCUACCACAGCAUUCUGCAGCGAUACGCCAUCCCAUCUGGUUUGCGCUUAGUGGCACUAUCAUUUGUUUUUACAACAGGACAAUGACCCAACAUACCUCCAGGCUGUGUAAGGGCUAUUUGACCAAGAAGGAGAGUGAUGGAGUGCUGCAUCAGAUGAGGCCUCCACAACCCCCCGACCUCAAGUUCGAUUCCCACGGGGGGCCAGUAUGAAAAUAAAUAAAUAAUAAUAAUAAUAAUGUAUGCACUCACUAACUGUAAGUUGCUCUGGAUAAGAGCAUCUGCUAAAUGACUGAAAUGUAAAUGUAAAACCCUUGAAUGAGUAGGUGUGUCCAAACUUUUGACUGACACUGUAUAUUUAUAGAUAUAGUGACUAUUCAUUAUAUAUUUAUUGAUAUAGUGACCAUUCAUUAUGUUUAUUGAUAUAGUGACCAUUCAUUAUAUAUUUAUUGAUAUAGUGACCAUUCAUUAUGUUUAUUGAUAUAGUGACCAUUCAUUAUAUAUUUAUUGAUAUAGUGACCAUUCAUUAUAUAUUUAUUGAUAUAGUGACCAUUCAUUAUAUAUUUAUUUAUAUAGUGACUAUUCAUGAUAUAUUUAUUGAUAUAGUGACCAUUAUAUAUUUAUUGAUAUAGUGACCAUUCAUUAUAUAUUUAUUUAUAUAGUGACCAUUAUAUAUUUAUUGAUAGUGACCAUUCCACCAUUUAAAAUAUUAUUCUUCACUCUUCUAAACUCAAAUUAGGACACUUAAUCUCUUAGAUUAUUUGAUCACUGUGAUUUUUUUUUAUGGGUGUAUUUACCAUGUACUUUUUCUCCAUCUUGAUGACCAAGUGUAUAAAUAACCUCAUAGUAUAUGAGUAAGAACUUCACUUGAUGCCUCCAACAAUCAUGCUGUGAGCAUGAGGCAUACAUUUGAUUUUGGGCUUGAAGGAGAGCACAGGUUUGAGUGGCAUCUGAGUGCAUCUGUUGUGCGUCUGAAAUAGGGCACUUAGAAAGGAAUGAUGGGGAGAGUCUGGGGUCGGGGUUCAGGGGAGGGGGCAGACUUGUUGAAGGAGAAAAUAGACUCCAUUCCAUCUGUCUGAACAUCUCUGCUAGACAAUGGGGUUUGGUCACAUGAUCAGGGUAAACCUUUUAAAGAGCCCAAGCAGCCGCGCCAGAAAGUUCACUUCACUUUGCCUCUUGACUGUUGGGAUACCAGCUGGUCUCUGUGUGUGUCUCUCCGCAGUUCUUUCUUCCUUGACUUCAGAGGCAGGCUUAACAUCAUGUCUGACACAGAGGAUAUUGUGGAGGAAUACGAGCAGGAGGAGGAGGAGGAGGAGGAGGUGAACGAGGAGGAGGAAGUAGAGGAGGCACCUGAGGUGGAAGAGGAGGCUGAAGAAGAGCAGGAGGAGGACGAGGAGGAUGAGGAGGAGAGGGAACACGUGGAGGGGAGCGAGGGGGAGAACAAGCCACGGACCAAGUACAUUACCAACAUCGCUCCUCCCAAGCUGCCCGACGGCGAGAAGGUAGACUUUGAUGACCUCCACCGCAAGAGGCUGGAGAAGGACUUCAAUGACCUGCAGAGCCUGAUCGAGAUGCACUUCUCCAGCCGCCAGAAAGAGGAGGAGGAGCUUGUGGCCCUCCGCAACCGCAUCGAGUGCCGCCGUGCCGACCGUGCCGAGCAGCAGCGUGUGCGCACCGAGCAGAACAUUGAGCGCCAGGCCCGUCUUGCUGAGGAGCGGACCCGCCGGGAAGAGGAGGCCAAGCUCCGCGCCGAGGAGGAUGCCAGGAAGAAGAAGGUCUUCUCCAACAAGGCGUUCGGCGGCUACAUACAGAAGGGGGACGUGAAGAAGUGCAAGAAGCUGACGGGGCGCGAGAAGAAAACCAAGGCUCUGUUGGAACGCCGCAAGCCCCUCAACAUCGACCACCUCAACCAGGAGAGGCUGGCGGAGAAGUCCCGUGAGCUCUGGCAGUGGCUGCGCCAGCUGCACGCUGAGAAGUUUGACCUGGCCGAGAAGCUGAAGAGGCAGAAGUACGACGUGAACGUGCUGCGGAACCGCGUCAGCGACCACCAGAGGGGCUCCAAGGUGGCCAAGGCAACCCGCGGGGCGAAGAAGUUACGUUAG